AUGCAGUCUGGUCGGAAUGCCCUGCACUGGGCUGCUCGAGAGGGCCAUGUUGCGGCGGUCAAUAAGUUGAUGGAGUGGGAUCCCAAACUGAUCGACGCACGCAACGAGGUAACAGAGCACACCCAUGUCUCUGACGUUCCAGUGUGCCGAUUGUGUGUGUGUGUGUGUUGAUUGCAGCAUGGCACCACGCCAUUCAUCAAGGCUGCCAACAAGGGUCAUGUCGAUGUGAUGAAGGCCCUGUAUGCCAUACGAAAGGACCUGCUGACACAGACCGACAACGUGAGACAACACAGUCUUCUCUCAUCUGAUUGAUUGCCUUACUUUGUGUGCAUGACACACACAGUUUGGACACACGGCACUCCAUUAUGCUGCAGGCAUGGGCGAAUCUGCGGCUGUGUCUCAGCUGUGGGCGACACAGAUGACUGACUGACGCGAAUGUCUCAUCCACUCUCUCUCUCUCUCUCUGUGUGUGUCAUUCUCAAAGGCUCGAGUGGGGCGGCGGUGCUCUGCUGGACAUCAAAAACAUAUUUGUGAGUGCCCACACAUAUUCCCACCAUCGAUGGGCUGAGUGGUGUGCUCAUCUCAUCUCAUGACAACAGGGGGACACGCCCUGGGACAAGGCGGAGGGCAAGCCGGAGAUCAGAGAGAUCAUGCAGAAGUACAAGCGCUAGGUUCUUCUGGUUUGAUGUUUUUGUGAAGUGUGUAAGGCCUUUCGUCUGUCCAGUCUGUGUGCGUGUUGGGGAGGGGGGAGCUGAUAGACGCCAGACUGCCCCUCUUGUCGUGUGUGUGUGUUUGGAUGGUCGGCUGCCUGAGUGCACAGCAGGUGCUCCUCGGUCAACUGAGCCCAUUGCAGCCAACACAGACGCGGACCUUUGAC
This is a messenger RNA of Vitrella brassicaformis, 877 nucleotides long. Lineage: Eukaryota; Vitrellaceae. The record is from the annotation of a GenBank genome assembly.